AUGAAAGCCCAAGACGAGGCGGCUCGCAACUACGAUAACCAUGAUGGACUAUUAUUGUUCAAAUGGAAGGUUUACAUGCCGAAUUGUGGCCAAGUACCAAGUGCGAUCAUAGGCCACCUUUAUAUCUCAAAGGUUGGAGACUUUGUGGCACGGAGUGACGAGUACCAACAGGUGAAGGUGGAUUCGUGGCGAUCGAGCGGGUUGUUGCUACCUCUACCCAUUCCCGAUCGUAUUUCGGAGGACGUUACCGUGAAUUUUAUCGAGAGGCUGCCCCUUACGAAUGGGUUUGAUGGGGUGAUGGUUGUGGUGGAUCAACUCGCCAAGUAUGCGCACUUUAUCCAGCUUACUCAUCCUUAUACAGCAAAAUCCAUUGCAAAGUUGUUCGUUGAGUACGUCGUGAAGCUUCAUGGGGUGCCACGGUCAAUUGUUUCAGAGCAGGAUCAGAUUUUUAUGAGUAACUUCUGGAAGGAGUUCUUUAAGAUGCAUGGAUAG
Striga asiatica is the source of this 492-nucleotide messenger RNA. Lineage: Eukaryota; Viridiplantae; Streptophyta; Magnoliopsida; Lamiales; Orobanchaceae. The record is from the annotation of a GenBank genome assembly.